Molecule: messenger RNA, 4242 nt
Organism: Closterium sp. Naga37s-1
Lineage: Eukaryota; Viridiplantae; Streptophyta; Zygnematophyceae; Desmidiales; Closteriaceae
Source: the annotation of a GenBank genome assembly
AUGAGCGGUUUUUGCGGCGUGACUGGCGGCGAGAGGCGCAUGAGCUACGCGGCGCGGGGUUACCAGAGCGCAGCGGCGAUGGCGGUGGUGGAGGAGGCUCGCGAGGAGGCGAUGAACGAGGAACGGUGGAGAACGGUGGAGGAGAAAACGGUUCUAUCGUGUACCACGUUCAACGUCCUUGCGCCAAUUUACAAGAGAAUGGGUGUCGAGAGCGAGAGGGAGAGCGCGUGUCAGCAUGUAUGGCGGGAGCGCAAUCAGGAGAUCAUUAGCACGUUGCUCGACACCAAGUCGUCCAUCCUGUGCUUGCAGGAAUGUUGGCUGGCCAAUCCGGAGUGGGUCGACAUGUACGACACAGCGUUACAGGGUGCUGGUUACCAGCUUCUCAAGCUGCCUCGCACAAACGCCAGGGGAGAUGGCCUCAUGAUGGCAGUGAGAGCGUCUGAGUGGGAGGUGGUAGACCACCAUCCGCUGUGCUUCAACGACUGUGGCGACCGGGUGGCACAAAUUGUUCGACUCCGGGCGAGGCGAGGAGGAAGCAUGAAGGGAGGAGAGGAGGAGGAGGAGAGAAGGGGGGAAGGGGAGGAGGUGGUGGUGGCGAACACGCACUUGCUCUUCCCACACAACGCCAACUCCAGCAUUGUGCGCCUGUGCCAGGUAUACAAGCUCCUGGAGCGCAUCGAUGGGUACAGAGAGGAGAACCACGCCGGUGCGCUUCCCGUCAUACUCUGCGGGGAUCUGAACGGCACGAAGCAGGGCAACGUGUACAAGCUGCUCAGAGCGCAUGGCUUUGUCUCCACGUUUGACUCCGUGCACCAUCACAGCGACGACGACGAGCAGUGGGUGAGUCACCGCAACCACCACGGCAACCUAUGCGGGGUGGACUAUGUGUGGGUGCUUAACCCAGAGCAGCACCACCGAACGAUUGCAGUCAACUGGCGGACGGCGGUUUUUGGCCUUAUUCGUUCCAAGCUAGCUUCGGCCGGCAUCACCAACGUGGAAACUGCUUUUGAGUUUUUCCUGCGGGCGGGGGAAGGGCGGGCGGGAGGGGAACAAGCGGCUGCUGCUUUCAGCAUGGGUGAUUUCCAGAGGGGUCUGGACCGACUGGGGUUGACUGGCGUUGACUCCAUCGGACUGACGCGCAUUGAGGUGGAGGAGCUGAUGAGGUCCGCUGACUGCCAGGGAAGGGGCUGCGUUGACUUUCAAGACUUCAAGGCUCUCUUCGACCAGCCCACGUGGGAUGACACCGUGGCAGCUCUCAGACAGUCUCUUGCCACGUCAUGCUCUGCUGACUCACUUCCACCACCUGCUGACUCAACCGCUGUGGGUGCUGCUGACGUUCACAGAACCACCUCUGACAUCAGCAGUGCCUCGAGUGACAUCAGCAUUGCAUCAGCUGACAUCAGCAGCAGCCCUGCCUCUGGUUCUCUCCAGUUCCACCCCUCCCCACAACCAUCACAGCCCUCUUCCCCAUCGUCCCAUUUCACCCCAUUCCCAUCAUCAUCACCCUUGUGUGCAUCUCCCGUCUCGCUCCUCUCCCCUUCUCCCUUCCUUAACUCGCUCCCUCACUCUCGUACUCAUUCUCUCCCGGUUAUGACUUGCUCCUCCUCCUCCCCUCCUACCUUCUCCUCUCCUCCCACCUCCUCCUCCUUCUCCUCCUCUCCUCCGACCUCCUCUCCGCCACCCAUUCACUCCCACCACUUAUUCCGAUCUGCCAAACCUUCCAUGCAGUUUCCUCAUCUGCACCUCUUCAGCCAUCUCCCUCUCUUCAGGUCCGGCAUUGCCGAUCCUAUCACAGCUUCGGCAGAUCCUCUUGCCUUUUCACAUGCAGUCGCUGCCUCGGCAAGAAGACAGUCGUUCCAGCAACAGCAGCAGCAGCCACAGCAACAGCAGUACCAGCAGCAUCACCAGAGCCAGCAGCAGCAGCAGCAGCAGCAGCAGCAGCAGCAGCAGCAACAGGAGAGGCAAAUAGAGGCAGAGUGUAAGCGGUUGCGGAAGAAAAUGGGCCUAUCCGGGUGUACAGCACUCCGAGGUGACUGUCAAGGAUGUUCUUUUAGCAAGGCAGUUGCUCUUCAAACUCACACAAAGGGGGAAGGAGGGGCGACAGAGAGAAGAGUGAGAGGGACGACCGAGGGGAUGGUGAAGGAACAGCUGGGUAGUGGAACUAUGCCAGGGAGCAGUGGAAAGGAGGGAGGGAGCGUGCAGCUGCAAGGUGCAUUGAAUCUGGACGUGCUGCAAGCAACCCUGUUCCCAAGGGCCAUGGAGGAGGGCGUGUGGCCGGAGGACUACACCAUUUCUGACCAUGCUGUUCUCACGCGCCACCGACGGGUCGUCGCGACAGACGACGCGGAUGGCGGCGCGAAGGCGAGUCCAUCGAAUAGCCUGGGCGUCAAGUACGGCAGCGGCUAUAACUCCGCCGCCCCAUACGCCGCCGCUGGCGUGACGGCGAUUACCAUUCCGCCUGACGUCGGCGCUCCGCAACUGGCGCUGAGAUCCCCGCACGCUGGCGCAAAGUUUUGGCGCAAGGUGCUGCGGUCGCCGGGCUUUAAGGACAUGGCGCGGAAGAAAGCGGCGCAGCAGCGGAGCAUGUCGUUCCAAAAGUUCGACCUGCUACAGUUAACUCGCGCUACAAGGAACUUCAGUAAGCAAAACUUUAUCGCAAAAGGAGGCACGUCCGAGGUUUACCGAGGCGUGGGGACGAACGGAGCGCAGUGGGCGGUGAAGAGAUCCGUUUGGCGGCAAGGGGGCGGGGAUACCGGCGCCAUGCUGACGUUUCGCCCGGCAAACCCGGCGGCUUAUGCGGAGCUAGAAGCGGAUUUCAUUUUCGGCGCGAAGUCUAUGGCGGUACUGUGUCACCAGAAUGUGAUUCAACUGCUGGGUUACUGUUUCGAGUGCGGCGAAAGGGUGCUUAUAUACGAGUUCGUGGGCGGGCCGAGUUUGGAGUCGAUGAUUUUCGGGAAUACCGACGUGUGGAAGGAGAAGAUUACGAUGUGGCGAAGAAGUUCGCGAAACGCUCGCGCGCUCAAGGACCUCGGGGUCGUCGCGGAGGGCGAGGAGGAUGGAAUACCGUUCGAUUUCAUGCACCGGCUGCUGAUCGCCGUUGAUAUUGCCGAGGCGGUCGCGUACCUGCACACGGAGUUCCCUAGGCCGUAUUUACUUGAGGGGUUGCAUCCGAAAAACAUUAUUUUCGACACGAACGGCGUUCCCAAGGUGGGCAACAUCGGGCGGAUGAAAGUUUUGAUGACCCGAGACAUCACUGGCGGCUUGAGCAUGCUGGGCGGGUUACCACACGCGCCGACGUUCGCAAUCAGUGGUUACAUCGACCCAAGUUUUAACCUCACGAUGGAAUCCUCGCCGCCCAAUGACGUGUACGCUUUUGGCGUUAUCCUCCUCCAGAUAUUCACCGGCCGCCCAGCCGUGAUUGAGAACGAGCCUGGAGAAACUACCGCGAAGCUGGACCUAGGCACUUGGGUCUCGAAGCGCCUUAGGUCGGGAGGAGACGCCGGCAUAGGGAGUAUAGUGGAUCCGCGGCUCGGCACUGCCUACCCUGCUGACGUCAUUCGGAGAUUGUUACAGGUUGGGUUGGACUGUCAACUGUUCCCCGCUAAGAAGCGCCCCGGUAUAAGAAAGGUUGCAGAGCGUCUAUUGGCUAUUCAUGAGGAGUUGGUUAAGGAGGGUGGGGUGGUCGUGGUGGAUAUUCCCGAACCUGAGCCCGAGGCUGGGGACUUCGUGGUUGGGGAGGAGGAGGGGGGCAAGGUGAGUGGAGGAGGAGAGAAGAUGGGGGAGGGGGUGGCGGAGGCCAGUGGGGAGGUGAUGGGGGAGGGGGUGGUGGAAGUUAGUAGGGAGGAGAUGGGGAAGGGGGCGACGGAGGUUAGUGGGGACGCGAUGGGGGAGGGGGCGACGGAGGUUAGUGGGGACGCGAUGGGGGAGGGGGCGACGGAGGUCAGUAGGGAGGAGAUGGGAGAAGCUACUGGGAAGGCGGAGAGAGAAGGGGGGAGUGAGCAAGAGAGUGAGGAGGGGAUGAGAAAGGAAGACGCAGGGGAGAGGGGCAGUGUGGGAGAUGUGGGUGUGGAGGGGGAUAGCAGCGAGGAAGGGAGGGGGGUUGAGAAAGCUGAAGAUCAGAAGAAGGGGAAGAAGGGGAAGAAGGAAAAGAAGGAGAAGAAGGAUAAGAAGGAGAAGAAACGGAAGGAGGAGGAGCAAGCAGACAGGGAGCAAGUGGAGGUUGGGGCGGACAGCAACGUGUAG